Messenger RNA from Phialemonium atrogriseum, 1654 nucleotides. RefSeq lists its product as uncharacterized. The transcript has 3 exons. Lineage: Eukaryota; Fungi; Ascomycota; Sordariomycetes; Cephalothecales; Cephalothecaceae. Bases 71 to 1408 code for a protein of 445 amino acids. The record is from RefSeq and is a predicted model, not a curated record.
CUCUAUCCACUUUCCUCGAACCCCGACCCCUUCUCUCUCUUCCUAAGAACGUUUCCACGAUCUAUCCACAAUGACAUGUUGGCAAAAGCUACCACCAGAGAUCCGGUGGGAGAUCUUCGAGAUCGUCUCACAGGAUUACAAUCACAACUCCGAACCUCUCGCCCGCGCAGGCUACGAAAGGGUAUGUAGAGAGUGGCACGCCUUUUUCGGGGAGAGAAAUUUCCGGGAACUUGUCCUCGACCAGAAUAGUCUCUUUGGCCUUGACAGAAUGGCCGAUGGAAAGUAUAGAUGGAGGCGUGAUUACCUUCGACGUCUGGUGCUUCGCGUCAGGCCUGAGGGGUACCACUGCGUUGCUGGCGAGUUGCGGGAGGAUAGAACCAAUAUCAGAGAAGACGGGGAACUCUUGAACAGAGCCCUGUGGAAUCUAUUGGCAAUUGUCUCGACUUGGAAAAGAACAGAGCAUGGCGACCGAGGGCUGAUCUUGGAGAUUGGUCCCGACUCGCCCAGUGACUCGAGGCAUGCUUUUGGCAACUAUCAGUAUCUGCAAACGGAAGAUAGAGGUAGGCAAUUCAGGACGUACGAGCCAGAAGCACUCGCUUGGGACUUUCACAGAGGGCAUCAAGGCUUUCCAGAAGCCAGGGCUGUCACCGGCCUGGUCAUCCGUCGGCAUUGCUACCGGAACAUCGACCCCCAUUUACUCUCAACUCUCCUCAGAGGGAGUUUCACCUGCCUGAAGUGGUUCCGUCACGAAGUGUGGCAUGGUGUUCACCCACCCCUGCAGCCACUGUUUGAGAAAGACCACCAAUGGUUGAUCUCGGGGGACUUGCCAAGCACGCGGCGACAGCUUCGCCUACUUGAAGACUUAAACGGUCUUCAACAGAGACAACCCAUGAGACCAGCGAGGUCAACCUGGAGUGAAGCUCUGUCGAGGUCCAGCCGUCACAUCGAGCUGUUAUCCGCUUGUUUCCUUGCUGAGGCCGAAUCCUUCUUCUCAAAAGUCGCGCACGUGGAACUUGAUAGCGGCGAGCUUGACGAGCCUGGCUGGCAGAAUCUUCGGACGAUGGUCCUGACCGCCCGAUUGGCGAACCCAGGGGAGCCGUUGUCGGAGAUUGACGAGCUGCUUGUGAACGCAAUGAUUACGGCUUGCUUCAUGCCCAAACUAGAAACUAUGGAAAUAUGGAAUGCCAGCCAGGGACAAGCCUGUCUCUUUCGAUACAGCACCAAGGGCGAACAUCCUCAAAUUGCUUGGAGAACUACACGGGAUGUAAACUUCGAGCUACAGCCUUGUUUGAUUAUUCUGGCGAGCGAGCGAGCGCAGGGAAACGCGCAACGCCCUCCUGCUGUUGUGCAGGAACGCUUACUCGGGGAAGAUGGCAUGGCGGAGACUUAUAGCUUUGUUCCUUCCUAGUUAGAACUACGGACAUCAGUCCUUCAACCCGUGUCGGAUUACCAGGUGUGAUGGGAGUGGAAGAAGCGUUGACUGGGCUAGGUGGGAAGGAGAAAUAUCCCCUUUUGCGGUGGUUAGCAGGCAGUGAUGUUGCUGUCGACGACUAAUCACUGGUGCUGAGCCGCCUGAAACAUGGCUGUUUAAAGUUCGCGAUCUAUAAUUUGAAUUGUUCGUUGGAACCACUGGUCACCGCAUCAAACGUGUACG